Clupea harengus (Atlantic herring) is the source of this 2796-nucleotide messenger RNA. Its product is annotated as solute carrier family 41 member 1-like. Gene Ontology annotation, cellular component: plasma membrane. Gene Ontology annotation, molecular function: monoatomic cation transmembrane transporter activity. The record is from RefSeq and is a predicted model, not a curated record. Lineage: Eukaryota; Metazoa; Chordata; Actinopteri; Clupeiformes; Clupeidae. Gene Ontology annotation, biological process: monoatomic cation transport.
GACAUGCCGAGGCUCAAGGACAUUGAAAACAAUAUUAACUUCUAAUCUCGACUCUACAUAAUCUCUAGUGUAAGAGAGAAAGAUAAAAAAGGAGGCUGAUCUAGAUAAAAAAGGCUGAGAGUCUAAUGGAACUGAAGAGGAGAGGAGAAAUCGACAGGUGGAACUGUUAUAGCAGCAAGAACUGCUUUGUUUUUCAGUGCAGCCAUCUUGUUUUGCCGAUGGCCAAUUGUCUCCACUGAGGGAAAACAGCAGUUGACAGACUAUUUCUCAUACCCUCCCUGUGGAAUGUUCUAGAACUCAGUCCUUCCUUUUUUUUCUUUUUGCCCUGAAGCGGCACAACUGAUCAACUGAUAUUUUCCAUUCCUCUCCUAAUAAACUGGAAAAAACAAACUCCCCUCGGCCAAGGAGGCAGUUUUUUUCAGAUGGCUAUGGCUAACAGGCACAACCAGAGACAUUAAUCUUUGGAGAAGGUAGGUGUGUGAGGACUUGAUCCCCCUGGGAGAAGCAUCACCUGGCAGGCAUGGGUAGGUGGAGAGCGCCAUGUCUGUGACCCACCUGGAGCUGGAGCUGAGCUACGAGGGCGGGAGGUUGAGGGGCUUCACCUGUAAGCUGACACGCUGCGCCCAGGGCUACGUGCCCGAGACAGCGGCCCACAUUGCCGCCCAGGUGCUGCUGCCGUACCUGCUGGCGGGGCUGGGCAUGGUGGGGGCAGGGAGGCUCAUGGACACCGUGCAACACUGGGACGUCUUUAAGGAGAUCUCGGAGGUGUUUAUCUUGGUGCCGGCCCUUGUGGGACUGAAGGGAAACCUGGAGAUGACCCUGGCUUCUCGACUCUCCACUGCAGCCAACACAGGGCAGCUGGAUGACCCGAAGCAGCAGUGGAGAAUGGUGUGCAGCAACCUGGCUCUCAUUCAGGUGCAGGCCACAGUGGUGGGUCUGCUGGCGGCGGUGGGUGCGGUGGCUCUGGGCGCAGUGGGCAGAGGGAGCGUGCAGCUGGGGCAUGCAGCCGUGCUCUGUGCCAGCAGCGUGAGCACAGCCUUCAUCGCAGCCCUGUGUCUGGGGCUGGUGAUGAUCGGUGUGAUCAUUGGCUCACGGAAGGUUGGCAUCAACCCAGACAACGUGGCCACCCCUAUUGCUGCCAGUCUCGGGGACCUCAUUACCCUCUCUAUACUGGCUUGGGUCAGCAGCUUCCUCUUCCAGGUCAAAGAGAUGUGGUACCUGUCCCCCAUCGUGUGUGGAUUCUUCCUGUCGCUAAUCCCACUCUGGCUAUCCAUCGUCCACAGCAGCCCACCAAUGACAGAGGUGCUGCAGUCUGGGUGGCAGCCUGUCAUCUUGGCCAUGUCAAUCAGCAGCAUUGGUGGGUUGAUUCUGGAUAAGACCAUCAGUGAUCCAAACUACGAGGGCAUGGCUGUCUUCACACCAGUCAUGAAUGGUGUCGGGGGAAACCUGGUUGGCAUCCAGGCCAGCCGCAUCUCCACCUACCUGCAUUUCUGGAGUGUUCCGGGAGUUCUCCCCCAUGAGAUGAGGCAGCACUGGCCUGACCCCUGCAUGACCUUCUGCAUGUCAGGGGUGAACUCCACCUCAGCCCAGGUUCUUAUGGUCUUGGUGGUCCCAGGCCACCUGGUCUUUCUCUACACCAUCUACCUGCUGCAGGGGGGGCACGUGUCAAUCACACCCACUUUCACCUGCUGCUACCUGUGUGCUGCCCUCUUACAGGUGGUGAUCCUGUUGUACAUGGCGGACCUGCUGGUGCGUGGGAUGUGGAGGCGGGGGCUGGACCCUGAUAACUUCUCCAUCCCGUACCUGACUGCGCUGGGAGACCUGCUGGGGACCAGCCUCUUGGCCCUCAGCUUCAGCCUGGUGCUGCUCACCCAGGGAGCAGAGCCCUGACAGAGGAAGGAGAGGCAGAGAUGGACAGGGUGAUAACAAGAGAGUUCGGGGGGAAACAGUGAGACAGAGAGAGAGAGAGAGAAAAAAGAGAGAGAGAGAAAAGAGAGAAAACAUGAGAGAGAGAGAGAGAAGACCGAGAGAGAAAAGAGAGAGAACAUUAGAGAGAGAUAAAAGAGAAACACAGAGAGAGAGAUCCCCUCUUAUCAGCAUCAGCGACUCCAGCAAUGCCACUGCUCGCCCGAGGGACUGGAGACGAGCUUCUAGUGCAACUGAUGACAACACGUAGGAGAAGCACCAGAUGCUACAUUAUUUGCCACAAUGCUUGCCAUAGGCAAAUAUACAGUAUACUUUAUGACAUGUUCAGGCCAUAGAAAAUAUUGGUGUAUCAAGUCCACUGCCUAAUGUAAGGUGUUAGCACAUAUAAGUAAGCUCUCCAGCUCUAGAUAUUGUACAGCGAUAAUAACUCCAUAGUCCAACCAGUCGACCUGGUGAAAAUCGUGACCGAGUUUGUUGCACAUGCUUAAAGUAUCGAUGCACAGUAUUGAAGCAAUAAUGGUGUAUAUUUUGGUCCAAAGUGUGUGAGUACAUAUGUACCUAGUGCUUUAAAAUGUAAUUCAUCCCCGUCAGAUGAGAAAAUAUACAUGAUCUGUAACCAGAGUAUAAUAUUUUUAUUUCAAGCAAGCGUUUUUCUAGCACUAACAUUAUAGAAAGCCAGAGUAUUUUUGAUAGUCUGCUGUCCAGUCAUGUAGGCCCUCAUUCCUUGUAUCUUGUAGCUUCUGAUAUCAGUAACUUGACUCUAAUAAGGUUAUGCACUAUACUCUCAAUGUAUUGUACCACGGCCUUUGUAAAUGUUUAGAUAUUGUGGGAGAGUUCAUUAUUUUCAAGAUAAAGCUUAUUAAACAUUCA